This is a messenger RNA of Photinus pyralis (common eastern firefly), 3918 nucleotides long. RefSeq names its product oxysterol-binding protein-related protein 6-like. NCBI's taxonomy places the organism in Eukaryota, Metazoa, Arthropoda, Insecta, Coleoptera, Lampyridae. Gene Ontology annotation, molecular function: cholesterol binding. The transcript has 9 exons. The record is from RefSeq and is a predicted model, not a curated record. Bases 228 to 2729 code for a protein of 833 amino acids. Gene Ontology annotation, cellular component: plasma membrane; intracellular membrane-bounded organelle; perinuclear endoplasmic reticulum.
GCAUGCAGUCAUCCUGAAGCUGUCAACUUUGGCAUGUCUGCAAUAAUUUUGUAUACAAUUAAUUUUUUUCUCUACUCUUAAUUAUUCUUAGAUUUUAUUCUUUUGUGAUAUGGUGCAAUUAUGGCGAAGAGAUUAUAUUUUUAUUACUAUUUUUUAAUGUCCUUUAUCUAAAUGUUCCUUAUUGUAAGUAUAUGUAAUAGUUUGACGUCGGACUCCUCUACCGAAUUAUGGACAAGAAAUUUAAGUUAAGUGUAAGUAAUAUAGCGAUUGAUUCAGAUGCCAGCGCAGAAACCAAUAGUCUAAGUGCCGAAAGUACUACGACCGAAAAUGUGCAACACAAAACUAGGAAAAAGUUCGGAAGGCGAAGAGGCUCCGAAUGGGAAGUUGUGGAGGGUUUGAAGGAGGGGCAAAGGUUUGAAAAGCGCCCCGAUGUGUACAACGGAUUUCUUCACAAGAAACGUAAAUGGCCACUCAAAGGAUGGCACAAGAGAUAUUUCAUACUUAACAAGGGAAUUCUGAUAUAUGGAAAAAAUCCGAACGAAAUGAACAAAGGCAAGAUCCACGGUUCCGUCGAUGUAGGAUUAUCGGUAAUUUCUAGCAAACUUACUGGCUGUCGAAUAGACAUAGACGCGGAAGAAUAUAUCUAUCAUCUAAAAGCGAAAACCGACGAAAAUUUUACGGCGUGGCUGAAACAACUUACCGACCAUAGGCUAUUUCGACAACACGGUUUGACUUAUGGCAGUAAAGCUGGAAUUUUUCCUUCUUUGCAAACGACUGAAGAAUCUGCAGAGGCCUUGUUAAAAAAUGAUUGUACCGACAGUUGCAAUACCUCUAAAGAACUAAGUACGAGGUUGUCAUCUUGGAUUAAAAAUGUUCCUUUGGACGACAUAGAACGCGAUAUUGCACAAACUGAAAAAAACUUAAAGAAAUUAUCACAUUUAUUGCGACAAGUUGAUCCUAAAUCUGGAAAUGCGAGCAAUUUAGAGAGAAUUUCAAUUAAUAGCACCUGUUCAACUAACUUAGAUGUAGCUGGAAACUUUCUUCAGACAUCUGAGCCGUUAGACAAUCAAGCUUACGAAAAAAUUUACGGUCUUUCUAAAGAAGUAUUUAGUUCAGUUAAAAAUGUGGUUUCGGUACUGUCAGUAGAAAAAGAUGCACUAAAAGAAGUUUUAAAUCAAGAAAGUCAUUCUUUAGCCAAUUUUGAUCUAAACGGUGAAGUUAUUACGGGCCUGAAGAAUAGCCUCAAGGAAGCGCUUCAUCAGAAUACGGAGUUAAGGCGUCGCCUAAAGGCAAUACACGACACCUCCGAUUCCUCGAACAUUUCCCAUUUACAACUCAAGCAAAACUCUAACUCUUCGUUAAGCGGCAACUCUUCUUGUAUAAGUGCUAGCGAAUAUUUUGAUGCCGAAGAUUUACCUAAAGAUGAAGACAAAACGGAAAUGGCGAGUGGCGAUUUUGAAAUUCCUCUAUCGACCAGAGGUUCAGAUACCAGCUCGGAAGCUGGUUCUUUUUCAAGUAAUGAAAGUGUAAGUUCGGGAUCCGAAGGUGAAAUGGAGUUUGGACACACAAGUGAAGGAAGCAAGGGUCUUACGGGCAGACGAACUAUUCUUCCCGUACCUCGUCCUACUACAGAAGGACUAUCAUUGUGGAAUAUUUUAUAUAAGAACAUCGGUAAAGAUCUCUCACAAAUAAGCAUGCCAGUCGCGUUAAAUGAACCCCUCAAUAUUUUGCAAAGGCUGUGUGAGGAACUGGAAUAUUCUGAACUGCUGGACAAAGCGGCGGAAGUUAGUGAUCCAUAUGAGCGUAUGGUUUACGUAGCGGCAUUCGCGGUGUCCGCCUACGCCAGUUCUUACAGCCGCGCUGGAAAUAAACCGUUUAAUCCGCUGUUAGGUGAAACUUACGAGUGCAAUAGGGAAGAUAAGGGCUUUCGUUUUCUCGCCGAACAAGUAUCUCACCAUCCUCCUAUUAGUGCCUGUUAUGCGGAAAGUAGAAAUUUUAUAUUUUGGCAAGAGGCGAGAGUGAAAACCAAAUUUUGGGGCAAGAGUAUGGAGUUUCAGCCUUUGGGAAAGGUGCAUCUUUGUUUCCCUAAUAGUGGCGACACCUACGUUUGGAAUAAAGUCACCACUUGUGUUCAUAACAUUUUUAGUGGUCAGCGAUGGGUGGAUCAGUAUGGGGAGUUGCAUAUAACCAAUAACCAAAUUUCCUGCAAGCUCACGUUUGCAAAAUCGAAUUAUUGGUCUUCAAAACGUCAUGAGGUAGUGGGAACAGUCUGUGAUGAGAAUGGCAAACACGUAAGAAACCUAUUUGGUAAAUGGUCCGAAGCACUAUACUGCGGUGUCGCACCAUCAGCGAGAUGUAUAUGGCGUGCGGGCACCCUACCACCAAAUCACGAUCAGUUUUACGGUUUCACUCGUUUCGCAAUCGAGUUAAACGAAUUGGAACCGGAUUCACAUCUACUUCCACCGACCGAUACUAGAUUGAGGCCCGAUCAACGCGCACUCGAACUAGGAAACUUGGCGAAGGCCGAACAGUUAAAAUUACAAUUAGAAAAUGCCCAAAGGGAACGGCGAAAAAAGCGAUUGUCUCAAAAUGUACAGUACCAGCCUCAGUGGUUCUCGCAAAACGAUAAUAACGAUCACACUAAUGACGAAUGGUUAUAUAACGGUAAAUAUUGGGAAGCACGUAAAAGUGGAACGUUCUCUGAGUUACAUUUUGAAUCUUUAUGGUAACAUGUAGAUUCAUAAAAGUUGACUAUGUAGCUAGGUUUUAAUUGUGGUUUAAGGUUGUUAAUUUCUUGAGGUGCCUAAAAAUACUUUUUUUACUAAUUUAGCUAAAUUGUGACAGUAUUGUUUAAAAAAAAUGUAAAUUGAUAGGCUUUUGCAAAUCUAGAAAAAUUGUUGUAUUAAUUCAACUAAGUGAUACAAGUUAUGCUAUAAUUUAAAGAAAUUUUUGGUUUGUCCGUUUGUAAUACACGAAUUAAUAUGCUCGAAUUUCAUUCAUUAAAAUGAGCUAAAAAAAAUGAAAAGUUACAGUUGUAUGGUAAUUAAUAUUUAUUACUAUAGGGAGUGCGUGCAGAUCACGUCACCAUGUCUUUCUCUUGCUCCCUAGUGUAUACAUUUUUAAUCUCUGCUGAAAUUUACAAGUAUUAAUAGAUAAACAACUUUAAAGAAAAAUUAUGACUGAAAAAAAGUUAUAGGGUAUAAAUGGGGUGCUUGAGUUUGAUGUUUGUUGGUGCUACUUCCUUGAAAUGGCUUGACACAUUUCAAACUCUUGUUCCUGUAAAGCAGAAUGCUCAUUAGGGAACUGUUGCAUGUAGCGUACCAGUGACAAUGUCAUUAAUGUUCAGUCAUUGCAAACUGCUGUUGUAUCCAGUAUGGCCACUGAUAAGGAUUGUUUGUUGGUUUUUGCUGUGAACACAAAAAGUCGCCUAGUGUUAAUUCUGUUAUGUGGACAUGCUUGCGAACCGAACUGUACAAUAAACAACAGCUAUGUGGAUCUAGAAAAAAUAAAUAAAACAGGACGCUUGGCUGCCUGUAUGGAGGCCACUGUUGACAUUUAUAAACAAAGAACUUCGGCACCUUGACAAGCACUUACUGCAACAGUUUGAUAGUGGGUACGUGGCUCUAUAGUCUAAUUCGCUAUAGACAAAUUCUGAUGCAAAAAUAAUGAUGAAAACAUAAUUUAACCACUCUUCCCACGACGUUACUGUUCUCCAACUGUGCAAGGGAAUUUUCUAAAAGCCAUUUCUAACAUGAAGCUGCUGUUGCUGGGAUAAUCUUCAGAAACUUCAAUACACAAGUGCUGAAACAAAACACACAUCUCAUAUUCCAAUAGUAAAUUCGUUUUUCAAUUAAGCAACAGAGAGCCUACAUGACUAAUCAGUGUUCAGUGGUAAUAGGCCUUUCAAAUAGGUACCGC